UUUUAUUGUGGCAACUCGAUAUAUCCAGUCCAAGUCCAGGUAUGGAGCUUCAUGUGAAAAACUUACUCCACUCAUCAACUCUCCACAUAGCUCAGAUCAACCAAAUCCAUGGCCUGCUCAUCACCAACUUCCCAUCUCUCAUGCCGCUUUUCACCAGGAAGCUCUUGAAUCUAUCCUUCUUACAAUAUGCACAUCAGGUGCUCGAUGAAAUUCCUCACCCAGAUCAUACUCUCUACAACCAUUUCAUAUCUGCCUACUCCAGGCUUUCUUUGAACAGAGAAGCCAUCCAUCACUUUUCUUCUAUGCGCCAAAAAGGUAUUUGGACCGAUUGUUAUGCUUUUGCUUCUGUCCUCAAGUCUUGUUCUUCAAUUUCUUCAGAUACUGGGUUUGAAAAACAGGUCCAUUCUUUGGUUGUAAAGCAUGGGUUGGAAUCAAGUGUUUUUGUUCAGACUUCUUUAUUGGGUUUCUAUUCUAAAUUUGGUGAUUUGAAUUCUGCAAAAUUAGUUUUUGAUGGGGUUCUGGUUAAGGAUCCUAUGAUGUAUAAUACUUUGAUAUCUGGGUAUUCAAGGCAUGGCAAUAUUUCCAUGGCACGAGAGCUGUUCGAUGAAAUGCCUGAAAGAACACUUGUCUCCUGGAAUGCCAUUCUAUCUUGCUAUGCAAACAAUGGUGCUUAUCAAGAUGGGUUUAGAAUAUUAGAUCAAAUGAAAUCUGAGAAAUUCCAACCUAAUGAGUGGACUGUAGCAAUUGCACUCUCCAUGUGUGCUAAGCUUGGGGAUUUUGAAAUGGGAAUGAGUUUAAAGCAGAUUAUUGAUGACAAUGGUUGGCAUAACAAUAUGGUAGUCUCGACUGCACUUCUAGAAAUGUAUGUAAAAUGUGGGGCAGUAGAAGAUGCCCGUAAAGUGUUCGACAAAAUGCUUAAACGAGAUACCGUAGCAUGGACAUCAAUGAUUUCUGGAUAUGCUCAAAACGGAAGAUCAUCUGAAGCACUAGAACUAUUCGAGAAAAUGGAAGAUAAAGUCAUCAAACCGAAUAAUAUCACUCUCGUUAGUGUUUUAUCCGCUUGCUCUCAGUUGGGCUCUGCAGAAACUGGUAACAGAAUCGGCGGCUACAUAGAGAAACGCGGAUUUGAUUCAGACAAGUACGUCGCCUCAGCCUUACUCGCUAUGUACUCAAAAUGUGGGAACAUCGAGAAAGCCCGUGAAGUGUUCAAUAAAAUGCCCCAAAAGGAUACAGUGGCGUGGAAUUCCAUCAUAACCGGGCUAGCCAUAAAUGGUCUAGCCGAAGACGCAUUCCUUAUGUUUGCCAAAAUGGUAGAAACCGGGACUCAACCUGAUAGUAUAACAUAUGUGGGUCUCCUAACCGCCUGUGCUCACGCAGGGCUAGUCCAGCUAGGUUUCGAGUUCUUUAAAAGCAUGAGGGAAGAACAUGGGAUUAAACCGGAGAUAGAACAUUAUUCUUGUAUUGUAGAUCUUCUCUGCAGGUCGGGUAGAGUUGAAGAAGCUUAUAAAUUUAUAUGUGAAAUGGAAUUCGAGCCGAAUGGUGUAGUAUGGGGGACUUUACUAAGUGCGAGUAGAAUUCAAUCGAAUUUAGAACUUGCUGAGAUCUCAUUGAAUAAGUUGAUAGAACAAGAGCCUGAUAAUUCUGGGAACUAUGUUCUUCUAUCAAAUGUGUAUGCUAGUGUAGAUAAAUGGCAAGAGGUUUGUAAAUUCAGGAAUUUGAUGAAAACCCAGAAUUUACAGAAGACAGCUGCUUGUAGUUGGAUAGAGUUGGGGAAUAAGGUAAAUAAAUUUUUGGUUAGAGAUACUUCUCAUCCUUUGUCGAAUGAUAUUUAUCGUGCCGUUCACAAUUUGAGCACACAUUUGACUCGGUUUUCUUAUGAUUUUGCUAUCGAGUUAGAGAUGAACUAAGAGUUUUCUUAUGAUCUAUUUGUAAGGGUGAUGCUAACUAUCCCGGGAAUAAAUUUUUUGAUCAGUACAUAUGAUUAAUGUAAUGCUUUUUAACUUAUAAACCAAACAAAGAAAAAACAACUUUUCCAUUUCAACAAAUAUCUGUUUAAACUUGUUACCAACAACAUCUACAUAACCACAUGUUCUUCAAACAAGCAAGCAAAAGAGAUUAAUACAAAUGAUCAUAUAUAACAAAGAGGGUCAGUCACUGACUCACUUGUUAAGAUCCUUCCUUAAUAUGAAAAA
This is a messenger RNA of Impatiens glandulifera, 2192 nucleotides long. Its product is annotated as pentatricopeptide repeat-containing protein At1g08070, chloroplastic-like. Gene Ontology annotation, molecular function: RNA binding; protein binding. Gene Ontology annotation, biological process: RNA modification. The coding region runs from base 42 to 1907 and encodes 621 amino acids. Lineage: Eukaryota; Viridiplantae; Streptophyta; Magnoliopsida; Ericales; Balsaminaceae. The transcript has a single exon. The record is from RefSeq and is a predicted model, not a curated record.